Molecule: messenger RNA, 2369 nt
Organism: Linum tenue
Lineage: Eukaryota; Viridiplantae; Streptophyta; Magnoliopsida; Malpighiales; Linaceae
Source: the annotation of a GenBank genome assembly
CAAAUUACAAGAGUCCAAGUUAGAUGUUAAACUUAACGGCCCCUGUCAGGCUGUCACCGCCUCCGCCCGGCUCCAUCUGGUGCAGGUCUCGCUAGUGGCUGUCCCCAGUCACCUCUCUCCGUCUCUUUAAACACCCUCCGCUCUCUCCCUCUAUCUCUCUCUCAAAAAUUGGGGAUCGAAUGUUGAAGUGUUUGUUCUGGGUGAAUUUCAAGCUCCCUCUUUUAGGUUACUGAUGUACUUGACGAUGCCGUUUUCUUCUGGUCCUUGAAUUCAUCAUGAACUUUGGUGUUCUACCGACUGGGAAGAUCGUGGGCAGUUGAAAUCAUGAAGAGGUUGAUAAGUUGCUUGUUUGGUUUUGUUGACUGAUCGUGGGCUGGGCAAGUGAUUGUGAAAAUCAGAACUCUCAUUAGGAAAGUAGAAAGUAGAGAAGAAAAAGAAAAUAUGGCGGAAGCUCUCAUAACGGCAUUAUCAAUGGAGAAUUAUCACCCUUCUACGCUUUUGUCAAUGGAUUCUGGUUCCUUAAUGCACGAUGAAUUGGAGAGAGAGAUGAAUCGGCCAUUGAUACUCUCCAGGCCACCUGACAUCAACCUUCCAGUGUCAUCUGAGCCACCCUCACCUUCUCUUCUGAAUUGGAAUGACACAUGUGACAUCUUAGAUUUGGGUCAUGCUCCUCCAGUUUACGAAGUGGAGACAACAGUCAGUGUGCCUAAAGCUUCAAAGAAAUGUGCAAAGAGGCUCGACAGCAUUUGGGGUGCUUGGUUCUUCUUUACCUUCUAUUUCAAGCCGGUUUUGAGUGAGAAGUCGAAGUCCAAGAUAGUGAAGGAUAGCAAUGGUAUCUCUGGGUAUGAAAAAACGGAUCUGCACCUCGACGCAUUCUUGGUGCAGCACGAUAUGGAGAAUAUGUACAUGUGGGUUUUCAAGGAGAAGCCUGACAAUGCGUUGGGUAAGAUGCAACUGAGGAGUUACAUGAAUGGGCACUCGCGUCAAGGUGAGCGCCCAUUCCCAUUCAGCGUUGACAGGGGCUUUGUCCGGUCUCACAGGAUGCAAAGGAAGCAUUACAGGGGUCUUUCUAACCCACAGUGCCUUCAUGGUAUUGAAGUUGUUCACACACCAAACCUCGUGAAUCUCGAAGAGGAAGAGAAGAAGAGGUGGGUAGAACUCACAGGUCGUGAUGUAAAUUUCUGCAUCCCUCCUGAAGCAAGUGAUUUUAGCUGUUGGAGGACCCUGCCAACCACAGAAUUUGAGCUCGAACGCCCUCCUCUGCCAUUGAAGAUCAAUGGCAAUUUUCAUCCGAGGAAAUUGCUUAAUGGUACUGGUUUGAAUCUUUCUACUCAGUCUACUGACCAUAGUAGUAGUAGUAGUGGUGAAGUCAUGGACUAUUCUCCUUUUUCCCACAAUAAAAGGAAGAAGGCGUAUUCUCCUCAGGCAAACGAGGAUGAUUGUCUCCGUAAUAACAAUUCUCAUGUUGAGAUAGUAGACAUGAACAUCCAUCCAUCUGAUCCAGCAUGGCUCAAUGACUUCGGUGGGGUGAUGAAAAAUGUUUAUGGGCCCGUUACAGCAGCGAAAACCAUAUACGAAGAUGAAGAAGCAUUCCUGAUCAUCGUCAGCUUGCCAUUUGCAGAUCUGGAAAGGGUGAAAGUCACCUGGAGGAACACCAACAGUCAUGGAAUAGUGAAAAUAUCUUGUGUAAGUACUGCUCGAAUGCCGUUUAUUAAAAGGCAUGAUAGGACAUUUAAACUAACAGAUGCAACUCCGGAGCACUGCCCACCAGGGGAGUUUGUUAGGGAGAUUCCCCUGCCAAACUGCAUCCCUGAAGAUGCUAAACUGGAAGCCUAUCGGGACGAGACUGGAACCAUUCUGGAGAUUAUUGUGCCGAAACACCGGGAAGGACCAGAGGAGCAUGAAGUCCGUGUGUGUCUCCGCCCUUCUCCUUUGAGCGAGCGAUCAUUCAUCGACUUGAAGGAGACAUAGAAUGUUUCGGAUGGGAUAUACGUCUGUUUACUGACCUGUCAAGGAAAAGCCGCGCAAAUGGUUACUUGGUGCACUUUUGUUUUAGCAUAUUCUUCUGUAUUGCCAUUUUUUUUCUUCCUGUUUUACUUUUGUUCUAGUUCUUGGGUUCCAGUCUGUAGGUUGAUGAUAUACCUGACACUCUUCCAUGUUUUGGUUCUUGGUGGGAAAUUUUAGUUCUGGUUUGAUUGUUAUAUUUAUGAGGGGCGUAUUCAUUGCACACUAAGGGAAGAAUGAAAAGAUGACUGGAGAUCAGUGAUUGAUUUCUGCUGCAUCAUUGAUUUGUCUGUUCCCAUACAGCUGCUGUAUCAAUAUGUUUGCAGGGUAUGUAGUUGUGGCACCAGAAAGAAUAUCAUCGCGAA